Molecule: messenger RNA, 426 nt
Organism: Sparassis crispa
Lineage: Eukaryota; Fungi; Basidiomycota; Agaricomycetes; Polyporales; Sparassidaceae
Exons: 4
Coding region: 1-426 (141 amino acids)
Biological process (GO): double-strand break repair via homologous recombination
Cellular component (GO): Shu complex
Molecular function (GO): zinc ion binding
Source: RefSeq, a predicted model, not a curated record
AUGAUGGCCACUGCUGACUUGCUCGAGCUGGUCCAGGAAGUCAUCGCAUCCAUAAAACCUGACAGUGAUCGCGAUUAUAUGGCAGAGCUACGAUUCUUCUUCCCAGAUACUCUCUUACUCUCGGCCUUAGAUCUGAUUGACAGAGAAAGCGUCUUAAAGUAUGUUACGCCUUGGGGGAGUUCUCGCUACGAAGUUAUUGGUUCUACUGCGAUGUAUUCCGUGUUUCCUGGACUUCGCACCUCGAAAUCACGCUUGCAAGUGUACUGCACAUGUCCGGCAUACUCCUACUCUGUACUAAUCUCGGAGUCGCACCUCAUGUGCAAGCAUGUCCUAGCAAUUCUGCUAGCCGAGCGGCUGUCAAAAUGUAUAGAGCGUCCUGUUAGUCAGGACGACCUCGCAUCCAUUGUUGUUCGACAGUGCUCCUAG